Fusarium sp. VM40 is the source of this 1341-nucleotide messenger RNA. The record is from the annotation of a GenBank genome assembly. Lineage: Eukaryota; Fungi; Ascomycota; Sordariomycetes; Hypocreales; Nectriaceae.
AUGGAGCUUGACACCCUCGGCCAGCAACCCCUCCUCAGAAUCUACACCCAGAUCAGCCUCUGCUUCCCUGUUGCAGAUCCCUCCCAACACUCCACCAUCGUCGCUACGCUGCAACAUGGCCUUUCACGCCUCGCACAGAGCUUCCCAUGGGUCGCGGGCCAGGUGAAAUGCGACGCCAAAGAAGGAAGCAGCGGUAUCUUCAGCAUCGUUCCAUUUGAGAAAGUCCCGCGACUUGUGGUCAAGGAUCUACGCGAUGACCCCUCAGCGCCUACAAUGAAGGGUUUGAGAAAGGCUGAGUUUCCAAUGAGGAUGUUUGAUGAGAAUGUCAUCGCCCCGAGAAAGACCUUGCCUAUUGGAGCGGAUUACUCUCCCGACGAUCCAGAGCCUGUGUUGCUUGUUCAAGUCAAUUUUAUUGAGGGCGGACUUAUACUCACCGUCAAUGCGCAGCAUGCUUGCAUGGACAUGAUGGGCCAGGAUGCCGUUGUUCGAUUGCUGUCAAAAGUCUGUCGCGGGGAGGAGUUUACGGAAGAAGAGAUAUCCACGAUAAAUCUCGACCGCAAGAACGCAGUCCCUCUAAUUGAGAACUACGAAGUCGGCCCCGAGCUUGAUCAUCAGCUCACUAAAUCUCCACCACCAACAGAGCAAUCGACGCCGCCGCCGGCGAGCUGGGUGCUCUUCUCAUUUAGUCCCCAAGCUCUCUCGGAGCUUAAAGACAAAGCGACGCAGAGUCUCGACCCAUCCACCAAGUUUAUCUCCACGGACGAUGCCGUCUCUGCAUUUAUCUGGCAGUCUGUUACACGCGUACGACUUGCCCGUUUUGCCCGUCUUGAUGCUUCCACGCCAACAAACUUCCGUCGCGCAGUGGACGUACGUGCUGCGCUCGAUGCACCAAAGGAGUAUCCUGGCAUGCUUCAAAACAUGACAUACUCAAUUUCCACGCUUUCACAAAUAGCCAAUGAGCCUCUGGGUGCAGUCGCGUCCCGUCUCCGUCGCGAACUCAACCCAUCGAGCCUACGUCAAAGAACCCGAGGGUUGGUGACAUAUCUUCACAACCAGCCAGACAAGUCAGUCGUGUCAUUGACAGCAGAUGCGAAUUCUUCAACGGAUAUCAUGCUGAGUUCGUGGGCGAAGACGGGAUUCUGGGGGUAUGACUUUGGGCUCGGUCUGGGGAUGCCAGAAAGUGUACGGAGGCCGCUCUUUGAGCCUUUUGAAUCGCUUGCGUACCUUUUACCCAAGAGACCGGAUGGGGAGAUCGCGGCGGCGUUGUCAUUUAGGGAUGAGGAUAUCGAGAGAUUAAAGGUGGAUGAGGAAUGGAUAAAAUAUGCACAGUAUAUUGGCUAG